AUGAAUGGGCAGGUGCGUUAUCACGCUGGAGUUGCAACUCAACGGGCAUAUACAAUUCUGUCAUUUUCCUACGAACAUCCCAUAAACACCGCUACACGUCAGGGAAGUACUUCUUGUUUACUGUCUGACAAGGAGGAGUAUGCUCAUGAUGAACAAUAUCCUUAUAGUCGUAGAAAACUGUCAACAGUGUCUUCACAUUGCUUCAACCCAUUCAUGCUUUCUUCGGUCAAAGAGAUAAGAUUAUUCAUAGAUACAUGUAAAGAAGUGUUUUCCUCUUUUCUUUCUCUUUCUAUUACAUUCCACUGUCUAGUUAUUUUAAACUAUAAUCUAUCUAACAAUCUAUCUAUUCAUAGCUAUCAGUGUCUCUUUCUCUCCCUCACACUGUUUCAAUCUAUCUAUCUAUCUAUCUAUCUAUCUAUCUAUCUAUCUAUCUAUCUAUCUAUCACGUGCUAUUUUACAAACUUUGGACAUCACUUUUGCGUGAAACAGAAUUUUCAUUUUAUUCGCUCAUUUAUAUUUUCUUCUAUUCAUAUCUAUCUAUCUAUCUCAGUCUAUUCAUAUCUAUCUAUCUAUCUCAGUCUAUUCAUAUCUAUCUAUCUAUCUAUCUAUCUAUCUAUCUAUCUAUCUAUCUAUCUAUCUAUCUCUAUUUAUCUAUUAUAA
Messenger RNA from Acanthosepion pharaonis, 660 nucleotides. NCBI's taxonomy places the organism in Eukaryota, Metazoa, Mollusca, Cephalopoda, Sepiida, Sepiidae. The record is from the annotation of a GenBank genome assembly.